AUGACUGGAAUGGAUACAGAAGUCGACUAUGGAGAUGCGGACAAGUACGUCAAUGACGAAUCGAUUGAAAUGGCUUGGGCAAUCAAAGCGGGUGAACGAUCUGAAAUUCACAUGAAUCUGAUAAUGAGAUGUGAUACACGAGUACUCCGCUUGAACAAACAUCAAGACAUAAUUCUCCCGGCAUUCCGUAAAUCGUUCCCAGAUUUGGAUGUUGAAGAAGUCACGGCGAGUUUGUUGAAGGAUGGUGGAGCGAAGGAGACGUGGCGAGAAUAUUGUGAACAGUUCAAGGAUAUCGUCGAAGACUAUUCAAUGGGAACGCUUAUGAGAUGUCACGCAGCCAAACCGUACAGUCCGGAUAAUACUGUGGUUGUUCCAAGAAUCAUCUUCCUGGCAGUCGAAAUGGCAAGAAACGUUGAAGGUGUGAACGAAAGGAACAAGGCCGCCUAUACAGAAGCCUACAAAACAGCCGCUGCUUCUCAACAAUGA
Molecule: messenger RNA, 486 nt
Organism: Caenorhabditis remanei
Lineage: Eukaryota; Metazoa; Nematoda; Chromadorea; Rhabditida; Rhabditidae
Exons: 2
Coding region: 1-486 (161 amino acids)
Cellular component (GO): cytoplasm
Source: RefSeq, a predicted model, not a curated record